CGACACAAAGAUAAACUUUAGAGCGUAGAAGGAAGUAAGACAGUUAAAGUGUUUUAUUGUUCUAUUUGGAUAUCACUUGGUGUUUAUAUACUAAUAUAUAAUUUGGCAACGUAGUUAAUCAAAAAUAUAUAAUUUUCUAUAAGUUUAUUUUUUAUGUAAAAGAUAUUGAAAGUAUAUAUUAAACUUAGAAACAGUGGUUUUCAAAUCGAAAGUAGAGACAGGUUCAAACACAACAUCACAAUGGCUUCUAGAAUAUUUCGGGAUUCAAACAAAGACAAUGCUGGUGACUUCAUUGGCGAAAGUGCUGUGACACAAUCAUGUGAACCUUGUAUGAAAACCAACAUAUCAAAAACUGCUACGGUUUUCUGCAAGGAUUGUGAUGAAUACCUGUGCGAUACGUGCAAAAAUCCGCACACCGUCUAUAAACCAGGUCAGCAUAACAUUAUCAAUGUACAGGACAAUACAUCUGCGCCCGUUAUAAUCGACAUGAAAGGAAUGGACAAGUGCCAUGAGCAUGCACGAAAAAUAGUGUUUUUCUGCCAGGAUCAUUCUAAGCUUUGCUGCCUUUCAUGUGUACAUAUUCACAGGAAAUGUGACCAAUUGGAUGAAAUAGCUCAAGUAUCCAGACAAACACGACCCGACCUGCAAGCAAUAAAACAAUCAUUGAUAAAAUUGCGAACUGAGGCUGACGCUAUUAUAGCGGAGUGUAAGCAGUCGGAGACUGGCUUAAAUGAGUCCAUAGCAAAGAUUUCUGCGGAGGUGGAUACAAUGAAAGAUCGUAUCAUACAACUAUUUGAAGAAGCAAAGCAGAAAUUAAUAAGUGAGGCAAUACAGUUUCAAACUGCAAAAGUCAAACGAAUCGGGAAUCAAUGUGACGCCUCGCUCAAAGUUAAGGAAGAACUAAACAAUGUAUUGUCGAUGUUUUGUUUCGUUAUAGAACGCGGAACGCCCAGUCAACAGUAUAUUUAUUCAGAACAAAUGAAGGAGAAACGGAAAACUAUCGAAUCAACUAUAGAUGAACAAAGAAAGAUUACAUUCUCAUCAACAAUGACAGUGUCUUUUCCAAAACAGGUUACUUCACUUCUUGAGAUGGGAAGCAAUUCUAUAAAACUGAAUUAUGAUGGCUACAAGACAGUGGACAACAGUAGCAUCAGCUUGUCGUCCCCACCAUGGCCUGUCACCCUGGAGUUGCUUGUAUCCGUGGAUCUACCCAAGACUGGAGAUAAUGUAAAGGAGCCUUUCCUCACUGGACUGGACUUCCUGCAUGAUGGGAGACUGGUUGCCGUAGAUAACUUUAACUGGAGAUGUAUCAUACUGAAUGAGCGACUACAGAGACUUGGAACACCGUACAAGUUCAAGUAUCACCCAUACAGCGUAGUAUGUGUGUCUCAUGAUACACUGUGUGUAACGUGGGCUGGUAAAGCAGUAUGUCUCCUGUCUGUGAGUACAGACAAUACCAUCACACUGACCAGGAAGAUCAAAACAUCAUCCAAGUUCAGAUCUAUAUGUUGCAUGUCUCCGUCUAACAUGGUCGUGAGUACGUACGAGGAUCCCCGCCAUGCUAGAAUAAUAUCAAUGGACGGGGUAGAGUCAGAUUUCGAUCACUCCCUGACGUUUCCUAUGAAGACGUACAAACCAGAUGAGAGUAACUGCACGUAUGUCCAGUCUAAGAACACGUUAGUACUGACUGACCAACUCGCUCACACAGUGUACAUGUACGACACCGUGAAUGGCACAUCUAGAGCAGUCACUAAUGAGAACAUACAGGAACCUCGUGGUGCCUGUGUAGGGCCUGGUGACACGGUGCUGGUGUGUAGUGAGAAUAACAACUCAAUCGUUCACCUGAGUGUUGAUGGAAACAUUCUCGGUACCUACCCAGUGAAUAUGAAGCUUCCAUCCAGCAUAUGUGUGUCUAAGGAUGGUACUAGGCUGGCAGUGUCCAACAGAUUAAAAGGCAUCAAGAAACUUCACGUGUAUAAGAUAUCACCGGUCAUGAGUUAGAUGACUAGUAAGAUGUUAUUCAUGUGAUCAGGCUUUAUACACAAUUAUUUAAUAUUGAUUUUCGUGAAUUGAUAUGGUUAAAUCAACUCGUAAUACUAUUAUGUUCAAAGAAAAUUGAAUAGUGUUGUUAUAAGGUUUUAUCGUUGAAGAAUUUCGAAAUAUUUCGAACUAGCUAUGUAUUUUGUAUUUGUUAUUAUGUAAAAUGUGUCUUUAUACUUAACUUCAAGAAAUGUAACAUUGUAUAUUUGAAUGAUUUUAAAUGUAUUGUGUAUAUAAUGCUAUUUAUAUUUGCCUUUCAUGCAACUUAACCGGUGUGUACUGUAGUUAGUCGCGUUAAGUAUUUCUAAAUGAAUGUUGUUGUUUUUUUAAAACAUUACUAUGCAUAUAUUUUCUUAAAGGGUCCGUCCAACAGAUUUUGGAAUGUAUUGAAGCAUGUCAUUAAAUGCUUUAUAUUGAUAAAUUUAAGCAUUUAACCUAAAAAUCUCCAGUAAAAAAACCAAGAAUACAAUUAUAAAAAAAGGAAAAAAUAACCCUCAACAGGACUCGAACCACUGACCCCUGGAGUUCUGGAGUAAAAAUUCUUCCGCAUUGACCACUCUAGUACUCUACCAUCCAUGCUCAUGCUUAAAGCGGAUGUAUUUAUUACCUUAUAUAUAAUCAAUCCUCAUAGUUUCCCAAAAUAUAACUACAACAACAGAACUUUCCAAAUUAUUCAAUCGUUUCGCGUCGCACGACGCUUAAUAAUUUUCAGGUUUUCAAAUCGUCACAAGAUGCAUAUAAUAGAUAUUUAAGAGCAUGGUAAAUGGUCAGUAUUACUAUUUCCUCAAAAAUAUCAUAACAAAAACGAAAAUUUGCGAAUCUGAAACACCUUUUUAUAAUUUUGUCAACUUACCAAUCUGUUGGACGGCCGCUUUAAUACCAUGAAAGAAAUUGUGCGUUCUCUCAAAAAACUUUUUUAAUUUGAGCAUGAUUCAACCGGGGCGUCAAAAUACAAAAUGUGGGGACUAUACAUUAAUUAAAAGACAAAGAAACAAGAGCCAGGAUUCUGACAUGUUUCACUGCCAAAUGUCCUUUUUAAGAUCAUCUACACAUUAAGGUCAUUCAAUUGAGAAAGAUUAAGCGAGAUCAACCCAGUUUUUAAAAGGAGUUUCAAAAACAGUAUUUUGGGACUACAUAUUCUAUUCAGGAAAAACAUAUACAUGGGGCAAAUAUUCUGCCAAACUCGCCGCAGCCAAUUUUUUGCGAAGUUGUGUGCGAUCUACACAUCAAGGUCAGUCAACUAAGAAGUUUUUAACGGGAUUCAUUCGUUAGCUGAAGGGGAGGUGUACACACAUAAGUUUGUGGCUAUAUAUACAAUUUUGAAAAGAAAGUCAGACAAAUGAUCAUGAUUUAGCCAAAUAUUGUCACGGCGAACAUUCUUUUCUUAAAGAUUAUCCACAUAUAAGGAUAAUUCAAGUUAUAUCUAAAUUCAAUAAAUUAAACAUUUAUCGUCAAAAUUGUCGAGAAAAUCUGACAUAAGUGUCUUGGACAUCUUAUUUGCGUUGUAUUGAAUGUUGAGCUUUUUUCCGCAAUGCUCCUAUGAAAGUUUUAGUAUGUUACAGCUUUAUAUCGAGCAUCAUUUGAUACUAUCCUAUCAAACACUUUUUAUACAUGCACAUUUGCCAUGUACGCGGGGGAAACUGUGUGCUAUCACAAAGUGACCUGGUAUCACAGAAAGUGAGCUGAGUUAAUUAAGGUAUCAUACCUUUUCAAGACUAAUUAAUAUCGGGUCUGCGUCUUCAACGUAAGUCAGUUGUAGCAUACACAAUUAUGUUGUGUUCAAUAAACGUAUAAUAUGUCCCCUGUGGAAGAAUUUAAAGAAUUGAUUCAUUGGUCCAUCUAAAUAAGUAUUAUGUCAAACGUAGGUCGAAACUUGUCAUUUUAUGUUGACCAAGAAUUUCGACCUUCUGAAAGGGUUAAAGUCCAAAAGCCAAUGUAAAGGUCACGAUAAAAUAAGGUGAUGAAGUGUGUUGAACGUUUUGAAAGACAUAAUCCAUGCAAGUGUCUCAGCUUUGUAGUCAUACAUAUAUCCCACCUGUUAAUUCAAAAGUUUUAAUUGAUAAAGAUUUUGAUUUUUUUGAUGAAAUAGAAAAAGGAAUUGAAAAGUACGGGUUGUUAUGUAAAACAUGUAUCACUGGUGAUCUUAAUGCUAGGCCAGGUGAUUUAACAGAUAUCUUAAAAUUCGACAAACAUUUUGACUCUUUAGAAUUAACAAACACAGAAAAUACAAACGAUAUUAUAUCGAUCGUACGAAAUAAUCCAGACAAAGUCAUUGAUAGCAAUGGCAAAAAAUUAAUUAACUUAUGUAAAUCCACUAACCACAUAGUUAUAAAUGGUCGUCUAAACAGACAACAAGAAAACCAGUUCACAUUUUCCUCAACACGUGGCUUGAGUGUAACUAAUUACCUAAUUAUAAAUGCGAACGAUGUUGAAAGCAUAAGCGAAUUUGAAAUACUCGACUGGACGUGUUUUUCCGAUCAUGCGUCCAUUCAUUUCUCGUUUAAAUGUAUCACAAGAAACAAAGAUAAACAACCCGUAAGCACAGAAAGGACUAAAAUUGUGUUCAAUACGAGUCUGGUAGAGCAAUUCCAAACCUCCCUUAACGAAAAUACAAAUAUACUAACCAACACUCACGAAAAUAUAAAUGACGAAAUAAAAUGUAUCACAGAUCUCAUAUAUAACAAUACGGUCAGAGUAUUUGGCAAAACUAUUAAUCGAAAUGAGCAUUAUAAAAAUGAAAAUAAAAAACAGUCUCCGAAAUGGUUUGACAGUAAUUGUUAUGUAACAAAGAAUAAUUUCAAACGAGCGAGAAACAGAUUCAACAAAUCAAAAACAGAUGAAAAUAGACAUCAUUUCGUAAAAAAAGCGCACUCUAUACAAUAAAACAAGAUAAAAAGCAAAAGCGAAAUACAAAAACGUGGAAGGAAAAAAGCUUGAAAAUACCGCAUCAACAAAUCCAAAACACUUCUGGAAAUCUCUCGAACAGUGCUAUAAGCAGAGCUCAAACACCAAUAAUAGUACAAAACUAGAUGAUCUAUACGCACACUUCAAUCAAUUAUUAGGUACAGAUCCUACCGAAAUAAACGCUAACUUAGAUUUCGAUGAAAUAACUGACAAUGAAUUAGAUGGAGAAUUCACUUUAGAUGAAUUAAAAUCAGCCGUUUUCAAGCAAAAAAAAAACAAGUCAUGCGGCCCGGAUAAUAUAAGCGCAGAGAUAAUUAAAUCGUCUUUUGACAUAUUAGCACCGCAAUUUCUUUCAAUAUACAAUAAGCUAUGUAGAAAUGCUGAAUAUCCUGAAAGCUGGGGACUUGGAUACAUAGUUCCAAUAUUUAAGGGUGGAAAGCCAAACGAAGCUAAAAACUACAGAGUUAUAACUUUAAAUAAUAUUUUAGCCAAAAUAUAUUCGCAACUACUUCUUAAUCGUCUUACAAAGUGGACAAACAAACAUGAUAAAAUUAUCAACUGCCAAUUCGGAUAUCAAAAAGAAAAAAGCACAUCAGACUGUAUUUUUAUACUCCAUGCAAUAAUAUGAAAAGUGAUUAAUUCAGGUAAAAAAUUAUAUAAUUUUUUAUUGAUUAUCAACAAUGUUAUGAUAAAAUCGAUCAUACACUACUAUGGCAAAAAUUAAUGACAAAAAAUAUAAGCUCCAAAAUGGUUAACGCCUUAAGAGCCAUGUAUAGUGUCGUUAAAUCAAUAAUUAAGUUUAAUCAAACAUUGUCAGACCCCAUCAGUAUUCAACAAGGCGUGAAACAAGGCGACGCCAGCUCAUCUUUGUUGUUCAUGAUGUUCGUAAAUGAUAUACUAUAACACAUUGACACGAACAUAGAUGACUUAUUCACCAUAAACGAGUUAAAACUCUUUCUAAUAUUAUACGCUGACGACCAAAUUCUUUUCGCAACCUCACAAGUAGCGCUGCAAAAGAUGUUAACCAACAUAGAAACGUACUGUAACACGUGGAAAUUAAAAAUCAAUACAGCCAAAACAAAAGUUUUAAUUUUUGAAAAAAAGGAACCAGAUAUACUGAUAUCGAUAUUUUCAUUUACGGUGAGAAACUCGAAGUCGUAACUUCCUUUCAGUUAUAACAGAACACAAAAAUGUAUAGCAGAGCACGCUUCUAAGCCAGUGCAUCGGUUAUUCUCUAUCUUCAAUAAAUACGAUUUCAGUGCAAAAAGCAAACUGAAACUUUUAGAUAUUUUAGUUGCAUCAGUCUUAAACUACUCAUCCGAAAUAUGGCGAACAACGCGAACAACCGAUAUUGAAGCCGUUCACACGAAGUUCCUAAGGAAGAUAUUAUGCGUUAAUCAGUCAACUAAUCUCAGCGCCCUGUACGGUGAAUUAGGACGAAUUCCUUUCAAAGAAAUACAAAAAAGAAAUAUUGUCAAGUACUGGUUUAAACUACUAUCGUCAAAUUAAAGCAGCGUGAUACGACGUAUAUACAACAUGUUAAAAAACGAUGCAAAUAACGGUAAUACUAAGGACAAUGGAUAUUUAUUCACAAACAUGGCAUAGCGAAGUGAUAAAUUCCCCACGUCUCUCAUCGUAUUGCCUAUUUAAAAACCAUUUUACACUUGAAUCAUAUUUAGAUAAAGUAAUUGAAACAAAAUAUAGAAUCGCACUUAGUAGGUUCCGCUUAUCAUCCCAUAAUCUCGAAAUAGAAAGGGGCGGUACAAUAUAAUAUCGAACGAGAAAAUCGGAAGUGUAAAUUAUGCACCAUGAACGUAAUAGAAAAUGAAUAUCAUUUCCUACUAGUAUGUCCAAUAUAUGCACACCUACGAAAAAAACUUAUUAAACCGCACUACUGCAGAUGGCCAACAAUAAAUAAAUUUGCAUGAUUAAUGUCCAGCAAAAGUAAAACUGAAAUGAUAAGUACUGCGAAGUUUAUUUACGAAGCAAAUAACUUAAGACAACAUCUCGAUUCGUAAUUUCUAUAUUUAAUCAGUAAUCAAUAAGUAAUCUUGAUGUUAAUGGUAAAAUUGAAACAUAAACAUGCUAGGAAUGUGUACCUUGUGUGUUUUUGCCAUCACUUAAAAAUAUAUAAUUAAUGCUCAUUUUCAAAUGUGAGGGCUAUGAACCUGUGUAGGCUUUAUUGAUGAAUAACUGUAUGUUGUUGCUGUUUUUUACUCACAUAUGUAUAAUAAAUGCUCAUUUUCAUAUGUGAAGACUAUAAACUUGUAUAGGCAUAAUAGAUGAAUACAUGUUGUUGUUUGUUGUAUUCUUGCAUAUAUUAAAUUAAUGCUCAUUUUCAUAUGCGAGGGCUAUGAACUCGUAUUAGCUUCAUUGAUAAAUUGAUGUUGUUGUUGUCGUUGUAUAUAUCUCAUAACAUACACAAAAAGAAUUGUAUUAUAAUAUGACGAAACAGUGCAUUACGUUAUUUACUUAAAUGUUUAAAGUAAUUUAUUUAAAAUAUUCCACGUAGAUAAGAUUCUUAAAAUUGUAUUUCAGACAUGCCCACAUAUAACAUUCGUAUGCACAAAUGUUUAUUUCUCCAAAUAAUAGUGAAAAUUCUUCCAGUCGUCUGUCUUGUAAGUCAUUAGUAAAUAUAAGAUGUGCAGUUGCAAUAUCAGAUGCAAUUAUGUAUUCUCUUCAUAACUAACCAUGUUAACCAGUUCAUAACACCAUCGUCCAAUUUCUAUCUUCUUCCAUUACUUAUAAAUUGUAUAAUGCAUAUAUAAUGUAGGCUAUGAGCUUGUAUAAGCUUUACUGCUGAAUAAAUGUUGUUGAUGUU
Molecule: messenger RNA, 7765 nt
Organism: Dreissena polymorpha
Lineage: Eukaryota; Metazoa; Mollusca; Bivalvia; Myida; Dreissenidae
Exons: 2
Coding region: 241-2001 (586 amino acids)
Molecular function (GO): zinc ion binding
Source: RefSeq, a predicted model, not a curated record